Molecule: messenger RNA, 181 nt
Organism: Emericellopsis cladophorae
Lineage: Eukaryota; Fungi; Ascomycota; Sordariomycetes; Hypocreales; Bionectriaceae
Product: WD40 repeat-like protein
Exons: 1
Biological process (GO): negative regulation of transcription by RNA polymerase II
Cellular component (GO): nucleus; transcription repressor complex
Molecular function (GO): protein binding
Source: RefSeq, a predicted model, not a curated record
CAACUCACUGACCAACAUCUGGCCUGAGGCUAUAACGCUCGAGGGCCACGGCCGCUGCAUCAGCUCCGUGGCCUUCUCGCCCGACUCGCAGCGGCUCGCGUCCGGCUCCAACGACAAGACCGUCAAGCUCUGGGAUCCGAGGACGGGCGUCUGCACGGCGACGCUCAAGGGCCGCCGAUAG